This is a messenger RNA of Fraxinus pennsylvanica, 648 nucleotides long. The record is from the annotation of a GenBank genome assembly. Lineage: Eukaryota; Viridiplantae; Streptophyta; Magnoliopsida; Lamiales; Oleaceae.
AUGGGAAAAGAUUUCUCUGAUCAUGAAUUUACUGAUAUAUACCCCUCAAAAAGGCUCAAACUUUUCGGUUUCGAGCUAAAUCCACAUGAAAAUGGAUCUGCAGAAAGGGAUGAAAUUGUAAAUUUAUCGUCGUCUUCUUCUACCGUGACGGAUCAAAAACAUGUUUCGGACGAGAAAAGUUUAACAGAUGACAAGAAAUUCGAGUGCCAAUUUUGUUAUAAGGAGUUUGCAAAUUCACAAGCACUGGGAGGCCAUCAAAAUGCCCACAAAAAGGAGAGAAUGAGGAAAAAAAAGCUGCAGCUUCAAGCAAGAAAACCCAGUAUUAGUUAUUUCGCUCAACCUUUUCAAAAUAUUCAUUGUCUCAAUUUCCAGAGCUCGGGUUUUGCGCUCCAUGAGGAGUCUCAAAUCAGCUUCCGCCCCUACGAUUAUGGAGCGGAGACUGAUAUCAACGGCCGCAAGGUUUCCACGUGGGCUGCAGCCGCGGCCCUGCCGGCUCAAGAUACAUGCUGCAGGUUUACUCUUACACACGCGGACAGAUCAAGAACCACCAGACCUGUCAGCAAACCUUCUUCUUUGCCUAGUUCCAAGCAGAAUUUCAAAUCAUUAGAUCUCCAAUUAGGUUUGAGCUUUUCUCCAACGCUCGACUAG